Messenger RNA from Glarea lozoyensis ATCC 20868, 1410 nucleotides. Its product is annotated as MFS general substrate transporter. The transcript is spliced from 2 exons. NCBI's taxonomy places the organism in Eukaryota, Fungi, Ascomycota, Leotiomycetes, Helotiales, Helotiaceae. Gene Ontology annotation, molecular function: nucleobase transmembrane transporter activity; nicotinamide riboside transmembrane transporter activity. The coding region runs from base 1 to 1410 and encodes 469 amino acids. Gene Ontology annotation, cellular component: fungal-type vacuole membrane; plasma membrane. Gene Ontology annotation, biological process: nucleoside transmembrane transport. The record is from RefSeq and is a predicted model, not a curated record.
AUGGAGCACCAUUCGACGAUGGGACGGAUACGGGAGCUCAUUAACAAACCCAACGAGGAACAAGAAUACGAGCCCUUGGACGACGAUUCUUCAGAAUAUGAAGACGACGAUGUGCGCCGUGCGGUUCUCAUCGUGCCGGAUUAUGAGUAUACAGAGGAGCCGUUCUCGUGGUUUGAGUAUUGCAUAUUCUUCUUGCUGGGGAUAUCGAUGUUAUGGGCGUGGAACAUGUUUUUAGCAGCAGCGCCAUACUUCCAGGCUCGAUUCGCAGGCAACGACACGAUAUUAAACUCAUUCCAGUCCGCUAUUACCUCCGUUAGCUGCGUCACGAAUAUGUCCUCCAUGUUGAUCCUCGCCCAUAUACAGCACAAGGCCAACUAUCCGAAGCGGAUAUUGACGGCGCUCGUGCUGAAUUUGAUCGUGUUCACACUCCUCUGCCUAUCAACUCGAGUUCUUCGCGAUGUCAGCGCCGUUCCGUACUUCGCAUUUACCUUGAUAAUGGUUUUCAGCACAUCAAUAGCUACAGGCCUGGCGCAGAACGGAGGAUUCGCCUUUGCAUCGAGCUACGGAAGAAAAGAGUAUAUUAGUGCUAUUUUAACGGGCCAGGCGGUAGCCGGCGUGCUCCCCUCUGCUGCACAAAUUGUGUCAGUCCUUAUAUCACCAGCACCAGACAAAACGGCAGAUGAGCAAACAUCAGCGAAGCUUGAAGCAGCCGCUGCUACGGAUUCCGCUUUCGUGUAUUUUUUGACGGCGACCAUAAUCAGUGUUAUUACGAUCAUCACAGUAUUGCCUGUUAUCAGGAAAUACAGACAUACCUUGGAAUUCAAAAUGAUGUCUUCAAUGGCUAGUAUCGACGAAGCAGAACAAGCAGCUCGAAAGUCUGUUACAUUCAUGCAACUUUACAAGAAACUUUACUGGCUCACUGCCUCGGUAUUCUUGUGUUUUGCAAUUACAAUGUUCUUUCCAGUCUUCACACCCAAAGUCUUAUCAAUCAUCCCCGAGGACGAAGCACCUCGACUCUUCCAGCCAUCAGUAUAUAUCCCCUUGGCCUUCCUCGUAUGGAAUGUUGGAGAUUUAGUAGGCCGGAUAACUAUAACGAUCAAAUUUUUCGUGGUGCGAAAAGGACCGAUCCUUCUCGUCGCCGCCAUCCUCCGAGCGGGAUUCCUACCCCUCUAUCUCCUCUGCAAUAUUAGAGGCAAAGGCGCGGUCAUCAAGAGUGAUACUUUCUAUCUGUUCGGUGUGCAAUUCCUUUUCGGCGCCACGAAUGGAUGGCUGAGCAGUCUCUGUAUGACAGAAGCAGGCGAGAAAGUCACAGAAGGAGAACGUGAGGCAACUGGCGGAUUUAUGGCUCUCAAUCUUGUCGCGGGUUUAACAGUCGGAUCCUUACUGAGUUUUGCGGUUGGAAAUGUAUGA